AUGGCUGCCAACGGCGACAAGGGCCUCUCGGCCAACGACAAGAUCCAGCGUUUCGCGGCGCCUAGCCGGUCCAUGAGCCCAAUGCCUUCGCAUGCUCUCUUCAGCGACAAGACCAGGUGCUUCGUCUACGGUCUCCAGCCCCGUGCCGUUCAGGGCAUGCUCGACUUCGACUUCAUCUGCAAGCGCAAGACCCCAUCAGUUGCUGGCAUUAUCUACACCUUCGGCGGUCAAUUCGUCUCAAAGAUGUACUGGGGCACCAGCGAGACUCUGUUGCCCGUCUACCAGCAGGUCGAUCAGGCCAUGAGCAAGCACCCCGAUGUCGACGUCGUGGUCAACUUUGCCUCGUCCCGCAGUGUCUACAGCUCCACCAUGGAGCUGAUGGAGAACCCCCAGAUCAAGACCAUUGCCAUCAUUGCUGAGGGCGUACCCGAGCGUCGUGCCCGUGAGAUCGCCCACGUUGCUCAGAAGAAGGGUGUCACCAUCAUUGGCCCUGCCACCGUUGGUGGAAUCAAGCCCGGGAGCUUCAAGAUCGGUAACACUGGUGGUAUGAUGGACAACAUUGUGUCCUCCAAGCUCUACCGCAAGGGCUCCGUCGGCUACGUCUCCAAGUCCGGUGGCAUGUCCAACGAGCUCAACAACAUCAUCUCCACAACCACCGACGGUGUCUACGAGGGUAUUGCUAUCGGUGGUGACCGCUACCCCGGCACCACCUUCAUCGACCACAUGCUCAGAUACCAGGCCGACCCUGAAUGCAAGAUUCUCGUCUUGCUUGGUGAGGUUGGUGGUGUUGAGGAGUACAAGGUCAUUGAGGCCGUCAAGCAGGGUGUCAUCACUAAGCCCAUCGUUGCCUGGGCCAUCGGUACGUGCGCCAGUAUGUUCAAGACCGAGGUCCAGUUCGGUCACGCUGGUUCUUUUGCCAACUCGCAGCUCGAGACGGCCGCCAACAAGAACAAGUCCAUGCGUGAGGCUGGUUUCUUCGUCCCCAACACCUUCGAGGAUCUUCCUCAGACCUUGACUGAGGUCUACCAGAAGCUUGUCCAGGAGGGCACCAUCACUCCCCAGUCUGAGCCUGCUGUGCCCAAGAUCCCCAUGGACUACUCCUGGGCUCAGGAGCUUGGCCUCAUCCGUAAGCCUGCUGCCUUCAUCUCCACUAUCUCCGACGAUCGUGGUCAGGAACUCCUCUACGCCGGCAUGCCCAUCUCGGACGUCUUCAAAGAGGACAUUGGCAUCGGUGGUGUCAUGUCUCUUCUGUGGUUCCGUCGCCGCCUUCCCAAGUACGCCUCCAAGUUCUUGGAGAUGGUCCUCAUGCUCACUGCCGACCACGGUCCCGCCGUGUCUGGUGCCAUGAACACCAUCAUCACAACUCGUGCCGGCAAGGACCUGAUCAGCGCUCUCGUCUCCGGUCUCUUGACCAUUGGUUCGCGCUUUGGUGGUGCCCUCGACGGCGCUGCUGAGGAAUUCACCAAGGCUUUUGACAAGGGUCUGAGCCCCCGUGAGUUUGUCGACGGCAUGCGCAAGGCCAACAAGCUCAUUCCUGGUAUCGGCCACCGCAUCAAGUCCCGCAACAACCCCGAUCUGCGUGUCGAGCUGGUCAAGGAGUACGUCCUGGCCAACUUCCCCAACCACAAGCUGCUCGACUACGCUCUGGCUGUCGAGUCUGUCACCACUUCCAAGAAGGACAACCUGAUUCUCAACGUUGAUGGCUGCAUUGCCGUCUGCUUUGUCGACCUUGUCCGCAACUGCGGCGCUUUCUCUGCGGAGGAGGCCGAGGACUACCUGAAGAUGGGUGUUCUCAACGGUCUCUUCGUUCUCGGCCGCAGCAUUGGUCUCAUUGCUCACUUCCUCGACCAGAAGCGUCUGCGCACCGGCCUCUACCGCCAUCCUUGGGACGAUAUCACCUACCUUCUGCCUUCCCUCGCUCAGGGCCAACCAGGGUCUGAGGGCCGCGUGGAGGUGUCUGUGUAA
Molecule: messenger RNA, 1965 nt
Organism: Emericellopsis cladophorae
Lineage: Eukaryota; Fungi; Ascomycota; Sordariomycetes; Hypocreales; Bionectriaceae
Product: ATP citrate (pro-S)-lyase
Exons: 2
Coding region: 1-1965 (654 amino acids)
Biological process (GO): acetyl-CoA biosynthetic process; tricarboxylic acid cycle; fatty acid biosynthetic process
Cellular component (GO): cytosol
Molecular function (GO): ATP citrate synthase activity
Source: RefSeq, a predicted model, not a curated record